Molecule: messenger RNA, 1836 nt
Organism: Lucilia sericata (common green bottle fly)
Lineage: Eukaryota; Metazoa; Arthropoda; Insecta; Diptera; Calliphoridae
Exons: 4
Coding region: 1-1836 (611 amino acids)
Source: RefSeq, a predicted model, not a curated record
AUGGAUGCAGCUCAAUUUGCCCAAUUAUUAGAAGCCUUCAAUAAGACUCAACGCGACUUGCUACAACAAUUAUAUGCAAGUUCUAACCUGCAAUCACAGCAACAACAGCAAAAUCAAAAUAUUUCAAAUAUUUGUCUUCGAGCACAAUUUAUACGUGGCCUUAAGGAUAAUACAAUUCGAGAGCAAUUACUUCAAUCCGAGGAAGCAGAAUUCGAAAAAAUUAUACAAAGAGCACUUUCCCUGGAAGCAUCAAAGAUAGAUAGCCGUGAAAUUAAUACAAAGCAGACCAUCUGUAGUGAUAUCAACAAAAUUCAAGCCGGUACCUCAAGUCGCCGUAGAAGUCGGUUAAAAAAUCGUUCUUCUUCAACGCAACGCAAUUCCAAAUCGAGAUUAGAUUAUAGGAAAUUGAUAAUUUGUGUUUACGUUGUGGUAGAGACAACCACAAAACAAAUGACUGCCGCACUAACAAACAUAACCUCAAAUGCAACUCGUGUGGAAAAAGAGGACAUCUCCAGCAUUUAUGGUAUCAACCAAAUAGUGGAUAUAUUUUCAAAUGAAUUCAAGGUAGAUGAUAUCGAUAAAUACUACGUCGAGGUAGAUAUAAAUGGACGCCGCCAAAAAUUUGAAGUCGACACUGGUGUUGGAUUUACACUAAUACCAAGAAAUGAAUACGAAAAACUGCAAGUAAAGAAAGCAUUGCAGCCUUCAAGAAUUGCUUUUCGUUCCUACACUAAAAAUAUAAUAAUUCCGGAUGGUAAGAUCAAUGUAAGAGUAAAAUGCAACAACUUAACAACAAAUGAGGAGUUAUAUGUCGUUCCGAGUGGUCAUGAUGCCCUCAUGGGUCGAGUAUGGAUUCGCCAUUUGAAGAUAAAUUUACAGCAAGUAGAUAAACAACACCUUCACAAUAUUAAUACAGUGGAGAUAUAUAAAUUAGAUUCAAUUUCUGAUAUAAUUAAUGAAUUUAACGAUGUAUUUACAGAGAAAAUAGGAUGUGUUAACAACUAUGAAGUUACUUUACAGCUACGCCAGGGUUCCAAACCGGUAUUCUAUAAGGAACGAGAAGUACCAUACGCUCUACGAGAACGUGUUGAAAAGGAACUAAAUGAAUUAGAAGCUGCCGGGAUUAUAUCAAAAUGUGAAAGAAGUGAUUGGGGAUCACCUCUCGUGAUUAUUCCAAAACCAGAUGGAGGAAUUCGACUAUGCGUCGAUUACAAACCAGGUGUUAAUCCACAACUUGUUUCUUCGAAUUAUCCUAUACGUCGUAUUGACGAGAUUUUAAAUAACCUUAAAGGGUCCAAAUAUUUUUGUCGACUAGACCUCUAUAAAGCGUACCUUCACCUACGAGUAAAUCCAGAAUCCAGUGAGAUACAAACAAUGUCAACACAUAAGGGGACCUACAGAGUCAACCGCCUUUCUUUUGGUAUAAAAACCGCACCAUCAGAAUUUAAUCGUAUUAUUGAACAAAUUUUAUCUGGCUUAGACAAAACCAUGUCAUAUUUCGAUGACAUUAUAAUACAUGGAUCUACAGAAGCCGAAUGUAAACGAAAUUUAAUAUUGUGCCUCAAGCGACUACAACAACACGUUUUACACUUGAAUAGAAGCAAAUGCUCAUUUUUUCAAACUCAAAUCGAAUAUCUUGGACAUAUUGUAAGAUAUAAUGAUGUCGAUGUCGAUGAUAAAAAUUCGACAUUUUAUUGGUCUUCAAAUUGUGAAGCAUCGUUUAUAAAACUUAAAAAUAUAAUCUCCAGUGACCAAGUACUUAUGCCAUUCGAUCCAGAACGUCCAGUUAUAGUAGCAUGUGAUGCCAGUCCUACAGGUAUAGCAGGUGUACUUUAA